AUGUCAUGGGUAGCUAGCGUUGCACCACCUCUCCAUGCUCCAAGUCAGCUUCACGAGAAAAAUCCGCUUGUUGGAUCGAAUUAUAACGAUGAAGCGCCUUAUAUGCCUUACAACGCACAAAUCGCUCAAUAUCUGGAGAUCAGUGGCAGCGUGGGAAGUGCUCAUCGAAUGGCAAAGGUGUGGAGACUAUCUUUCUUAUUAAUGUAA
This is a messenger RNA of Strongylus vulgaris, 207 nucleotides long. Lineage: Eukaryota; Metazoa; Nematoda; Chromadorea; Rhabditida; Strongylidae. The record is from the annotation of a GenBank genome assembly.